AUGCUCCGGAGUUACAAGCGCCGCAAGUUGGGCAGAAAUGGGACUAACAUCAAUGACGCCGCUCGAAGCAGCCACGACGAUAUCAAGAUUGGUAGUAGGAGCGAAAGCGAGGACGACGAAUUUGAGGAUGACCUCAACAUGCUCCGUGAAUUCUCGUUGGUACCGAUGACUACGCAGAGCGGUUUGCUUGAACUGCACCCGCUCAUGCAAUUCUGCACGCAAUUCUGGGUCUCGUCGUUUGACAACCUACGAAAAUGGAGACGGAUGUUUCUGCAGGUCAUGUCAAAGGAGUACACCGGUCGGAGAUUCGUUGAGGAGGGCCCCGAGACUGGAAAAGACGCUGAACAUCUCACACGACUGCUUGCCAAUGUAGGGGUGUUUAGGUUAAGAAUGGGGAAGUACGAAGAAGAAGCGGAGCAGAUGACCCGACGGGCACUAUGUUACAACUCUGCCAACUCUGCUGUUGUGUCAGCCACUCUACCAUUUCUCAAAACACGUUCCGCUUUAAGUCAGGUUUCCCAGAAUGUCGAUACUACCAUUCGACUUGUUAUUGAGGUUGUUCUUGAAAAGGUUCCCGGCCUCCGAAACCGGCGCAGCCGCGCUCAAGACGAGCGACUUUUGAUGAUGUACAGGACUCGUGAGAUGCUCGUCUGGAAAAUGUACUAG
Molecule: messenger RNA, 666 nt
Organism: Colletotrichum higginsianum IMI 349063
Lineage: Eukaryota; Fungi; Ascomycota; Sordariomycetes; Glomerellales; Glomerellaceae
Product: Kinesin light
Exons: 3
Coding region: 1-666 (221 amino acids)
Source: RefSeq, a predicted model, not a curated record